Molecule: messenger RNA, 1122 nt
Organism: Phragmites australis (common reed)
Lineage: Eukaryota; Viridiplantae; Streptophyta; Magnoliopsida; Poales; Poaceae
Product: peroxisomal membrane protein 11-4
Exons: 1
Coding region: 252-920 (222 amino acids)
Biological process (GO): regulation of peroxisome size; peroxisome fission
Cellular component (GO): peroxisomal membrane
Source: RefSeq, a predicted model, not a curated record
CAAAGAUGAGCGGAGCUCUCGUCCUCGCUCAUCAGUCCCUCACGAUCCUCAUCACCACCAGAAAAUUACUUCUGGCGCAGAGGACAAGCGCAUCCUAGCCAAGCGCCCGCCACGGCCUUUAUCCUAAGCCAACCACACGCAGCGCGCGCACCCAUUUCUCAAUCCACCCUCCCUCACGCGCGCGCGCUCGGCGCGCUUCUCCGGAGUUCCACGCCAAGCCCCAGCAUCUAGCUAGAAAGCUAGCCGUCGCCAUGAGCACCGGCGACACGCUCGACAAGCUCGUGGUGUUCCUCGCCAAGCGCGAUGGCAUCGACAAGCUGGUCAAGACGUUCCAGUACGUGUCCAAGCUGGCGCACUGGGGCGCCGAGUCCUCCCGCCCGGAGUUCGCCAAGCGCGCCAAGAGCUGGGAGACCGCGUCCGGGCUCAGCCGCAAGGCCUUCCGCUCGGGCCGCUUCCUGACCGGGUUCAACGCGUUGCGCCGGGCCCCCGGGGAGUUCGGCGCGCUCGCUGUGCUCGCCAACGCCGGCGAGAUGGUCUACUUCUUCUUCGACCACUUCACGUGGCUGUCCCGCGUGGGCGUCCUCGAGGUCUGGCUGGCCCGCCGCGCCAGCUUCGUCUCCGCCUUCGGCGAGUCGGUCGGCUACGUGUUCUUCAUCGCCAUGGACUUCAUCAUGAUCAGGAGGGGGCUGAGGCAGGAGCGGAAGCUGCUGAGGGAAGGCGGGAAGGACGCGGACAAGGAGGUGAGGAAGAUACGGAUGGACAGGGUGAUGCGGCUCAUGGCGACGGCGGCCAACGUCGCCGACCUCAUCAUUGGCAUCGCGGAGAUCGAACCCAACCCGUUCUGCAACCACGCCGUCACGCUGGGAAUCAGCGGGCUCGUGUCCGCGUGGGCCGGAUGGUACAGAAACUGGCCGUCGUGAACUGGGCCGAUUCGGGCCGGCAUGUUGUACGUAUGCUUAUUUUUCAUUAUUUACGUGAUGGUUUUGCCAGGAUUUGCAUCCUCUAUUUUUGGAAAGCAGCCAUGACUCAUGAAUUGCUCCAUGUAAUAUUACAGUCAAGUUAUCCAAAAAAAAAAAAGCUACAGUCGAGAAUCGAAAUGAACAUCCAACAUGCAUUAGUGCA